AUGUCGCCUAAAGGAGCUGAUGGCCUGCUGGUCACGACUCGGUGGCUGGGCUUGAUCUCUGGAGCAUUGACAUUAGUUCAGUGGUGUUUCCUUCUGCCUGCCACAAAUGUUCACCUUACAGUAGACGGCUUUCUUAGCGAUGUCAAUAAGGCCAAUUGGAGAUUUGCCCUGUUUUCGUUCGUCCCGGAAGUCUUCAUCGACAUCUGGACCCCGUUCGUCAUGGGGAUCAUCUCCAUUAUGUGUCAUUUCAAUAUUUACCCUAUCGUAUUUAACUGCAAGAACUUCGCAGUCUUCUUCGUCUGGAACUUCGUCCAGGCUCUUUUCGGCAACCUAGGCUACUGCGGAGGUAUUGGUAUCAUUACAGGAUCCGUCUCCCUGUUGACUGCUCUCCUAUCGUUGAUUUGCUGUUUCAUCGACAAGAACGCAGACGCAAGUCUCCGCAUGGAAGGCCGCCGGGGCUGA
This is a messenger RNA of Besnoitia besnoiti, 462 nucleotides long. RefSeq lists its product as uncharacterized. NCBI's taxonomy places the organism in Eukaryota, Apicomplexa, Conoidasida, Eucoccidiorida, Sarcocystidae. The transcript has a single exon. The record is from RefSeq and is a predicted model, not a curated record. The coding region runs from base 1 to 462 and encodes 153 amino acids.